UCCCCGCUACGCGACUGCGAACACCGCGCCGCGUCCGCGUCAUUGAACAACAAGACUCGCUCGAUGGCAGGCGUUUUCCUGCCAAUAUGAAAAGAGUUAAGCAACUCUAUCACAAAAUACGCGAUAGUGGAAUUUCUAUGUUAUUCUUAUUUUACAAAUAAUUUAUUUUUAUAGUGUUGUUGCAUUGGAAAACAUAUUUUUAUUUAUUAGUGAAUAAAACCUAGAUAAUUAUUGUAAAUACGCUUUACUGGUGUUGUAUUCGCCGUACAGUGCUCUGUGAUUGUUUUGUUUAAAUAUUCUAAGCUUCGGGAAAAUAGCAAAAAACAGUGAUAGUGUGGAUUAACUAUCCAGCCCCGCAAUAUCGAGUGAUCAACCAGUUUCUAGUGUCUCGAUUGAGGUGUCAUCGGAUUCAUUGACACAAGCAUCACUAACUGUCAUCAAUAGGUGGAAAACCUACAAAAAUUGUGGACGACACUGAUUCAAAUAUGUGUUGUGAUUUGCAGAUGCUCUCGGUUCAAGUGCCGGGGUGCGCGGGCAUGGAGCGGCUGGGCGCGCCGGGGGGACCGCGCCUACGGCACGAUCACAGACAUCACCAUUCCACAUUGGAAUGGGAGAAGCAGCAAAGACUGCAAGAGAUGGUGGGACGGAUCCAGGAGAUGGUGGAACAAGAAACGCGCGCGCGGUCCGCCGCCGCGGCAGAGAGGCUCCGCCUCCCGCCCAGCAUACAGCUGCCCGACGGCGAGUACGGACAAGACGCGCAUUUACAGUUACGAGUCCCUUAUCAGCAAGCCGAGCUGACGAGAAGCAGCUUCCAGCCGCCGCCGAACAAGUGCGUGAGCGACGUGCCGGAGUGGGCGGGCGACGGCGCGGGCGCGGCGCGGCGCGCGGGCAAGAAGGACGGGCUGCUGCAGAAGGCGACGCGCUGGUGGGGGCGCAUGGGCGCGCGGCCGGGCGCGGGCGGCGCGGGCCCGCCGCCCUGCGUCAUGGUGCCGCGCCGCCCGCGCGCGCCGCCCGACGCCUGA
Molecule: messenger RNA, 1022 nt
Organism: Ostrinia nubilalis (European corn borer)
Lineage: Eukaryota; Metazoa; Arthropoda; Insecta; Lepidoptera; Crambidae
Exons: 4
Coding region: 486-1022 (178 amino acids)
Source: RefSeq, a predicted model, not a curated record